Closterium sp. Naga37s-1 is the source of this 1395-nucleotide messenger RNA. Lineage: Eukaryota; Viridiplantae; Streptophyta; Zygnematophyceae; Desmidiales; Closteriaceae. The record is from the annotation of a GenBank genome assembly.
AUGCCCUCGCCGGCAAUAGAUGUCGCGUCGCUGGACGAAAUCUUGCGAAUUUUCCGCGCCUUCGACGCGCAGCUUUUCGCCGGCUAUGCGGGUUACUCCGGCCUGAUGGACGAAGAGCGCGGAGAGUUUAGAGGGGGGAGAGCAGAGGGGGGAGAGCAGAGGGGUGAGCGCAGAGGGGGGAGUGCAGAGGGGGAAGCGCAGAGGGGGGAGCGCAGAGGGGGGAGCGCAGAGGGGGGAAUGCAGAGGGGGGAGCGCAGAGGGGGGGGGCGCAGAGGGGGGAGCGCAGAGGGGGGAAUGCAGAGGGGGGAGCGCAGAGGGGGGAGUGCAGAGGGGGGAGUGCAGAGGGGGGAGUGCAGAGGGGGGAGUGCACCAGGGGGGAGUGCACCAGGGGGGAUUUACCCCAUGCCACCAUUCGAGUGGUCGAUCAGCUCACAGCAACCCCCCUUCCCUUCCCUUCCCUUCCCUUCCCUUCCCUUCCCUUCCCUUCCCUUCCCUUCCUUUCUACCAUCCAUCCGUGCACCCCCCUCUCCCCCCUGCACACCCACCUCUUCUCGUGCAUCUCCCCCCAUCCGUGCAUCAGACCAUUCGAGUGGUGGAUCGGCUCACAGCAACCCCCCUUCCCUUCCCUUCUACCAUCCAUCAGUGCAACCCCCCUCUCUUCCCUGCGCACCCACCUCUUCUCGUGCAGUGCAUCUCCCCUUAUCUCUGCAUCAGACCAUUCGAGUGGUCGAUCAGCUCACAGCAGUCGCGGCUGAAAUCGCUUCUUUCUCCAAGGCAUGUUUUUCCCCCUCUCCCCUACCCCUGCCUUUUCUUUCCCCCUCUUUCCCUUCCCUCCCCUUCCCUCUCCUACCCACACCUUACCUACCAUCCCCUCCCCGUCCCUCCCCUUCCCCCCACUUCCUCUUUCUCCUUCUCCUCACGUUUUCCCUAAGAGUCGACUCAAAAGGCACGUUCCCUCCCUUCUCCCAUCGCGUCCUCUUUCUCUCCCACCCCUCUCCCUCUGCCGUCCUUCUCGAAGUCACGCUUGCUUCUCCCCUCCCGCGAGCGUUGAGGUGCAUUUUGAGGCGCCUCAAAAUGCACCUCUCCCUCUUCCAUCCUUCUCAAAGUCACGCUUGCUUCUCCCCUCCCCUCGCCACAUCUCCACUUCCUUCCCGUUACAAUCCCCUACCCCCCCACACUUUUCCUCUCUCUCCUUCCCGCUUUUCCAAGGCAUGCUGCCCUUUCCCCUCCCCUCCUCUUUCCCCUUUUCCUUCUAAUAUGCUCUCCAUCCCAUGCUGCCAUUUCCCCUCCCUCUUCCUCAUCCCCUCCCUCUUCCUCAUCCCCUCCCUCUCUCAUGGUCCAAAUCACCCACGAUCGAUUGAUGUUCAUCCCUGGGUGAGCCUGCCCGGCUUUUGA